This is a messenger RNA of Anthostomella pinea, 1959 nucleotides long. NCBI's taxonomy places the organism in Eukaryota, Fungi, Ascomycota, Sordariomycetes, Xylariales, Xylariaceae. The record is from the annotation of a GenBank genome assembly.
AUGGCAGACCGGAGUGAUUACUAUGCGAGAAGAGACGACGAAGAGGAAGAGGAAGAAGAUGCCCUUGAUGAGCAUGACUACAAGGCUCAGAAGGAUGCUCUCAUCUUCGCCAUUGACGUCAGCAAGUCAAUGCUCAAGCCUCCGCCCGAGUCCGACGACAAGAAGGCCGACAAGGAUCCGCCCGUGUAUGCUGCCCUAAAAUGUGCUUACCAGGUGAUGCAGCAGCGCAUCAUCUCCAACCCGAAAGACAUGAUGGCCAUCAUACUCUAUGACACCGAGGCCAAACCCAGUGAAGGCUUCUCCGCGUACGCCAAUUGCUACGUCUAUACCGAUCUCGAUGUCCCUGCAGCUGAAGACGUGAAGGCCUUGAAGAGCUUUGUCGAGGAUGGUGACGACGCUGAUGAGAUCUUGGUACCUUCGGAGAAGGAGGGCAGCCUUUACAACAUCCUUAGCCUAGCAAACACCCUCUUCACCACCAAGGCGCCCAACUUUGGAUCGAAGAGGCUCUUCAUCAUCACGGAUAAUGAUCAGCCUUUUUCUGAUAACGACAAGAAGACCAGAGAUCACGCGCUGACGCGCGCCAAGGACCUCUACGACCUUGGAGUCAAGGUUGAUGUUUUCCCAAUCACACGUGGAGAUGAAAAGUUUGACUUUGGCAAGUUCUACGAUGAUAUGAUCUAUCGUGAUCCGGUUGCCGAUGAGAUAACUCCCGGAAGAAUCACGGCAUCCAAGUCGGGUGAUGGUAUGACCUUGCUCAACUCGUUGGUCUCCAACAUCAGCUCCAGACAGACACCGAAAAGGGCGUAUUUCAGUAAUAUGGCAUUUGAGAUUGGGCCAGGAUUUACCAUUUCUGUCAAGGGGUUCAACAUCAUACAAAAGCAGGCGGCUGCAAGAAGCUGCUACGUUUGGCUUGAGGGUGAGAAGGCUCAGAUUGCUGUGGGUGAGAGCGCUCAUCUUGCCGCGGACAGCGCCAGAUCGGUGGAAAAAGUAGAGGUGAAGAAGGCCUACAAAUUUGGUGGGGAAUUCGUCCACUUCACCGAAGAGGAGCAGAAGUCUGUUAAACAGUUUGGCGGGCCCGUUAUCCGAAUCAUCGGCUUCAAGGAUCGGCCCCAGUUGAAGAUCUGGCAGUCGGUCAAGAAGUCCAUCUACAUCUUCCCCAGCGAAGUUGGCUACGUCGGGUCCACGCGUGUCUUCACAGCCCUGUGGCAGAAGCUGCUGAAAUCCAACAAAGUAGGCAUUGCGUGGCACAUUGCUCGGAAGAACGGCAAUCCCCAGCUCGUGGCUAUCAUACCCUCAAGGUCUCCUUCCGAUGAAAAGUCAGGCACGCCGUUUAUGCCCGCUGGCUUGUGGCUCUACCCCAUCCCGUUUGCCGACGACGUGCGUGAAGGUCCCGAGAAACCCGGAAUCAUGCGUACCACAGACGAACUGACCGACAAGAUGAACACUAUUGUCCGACAGCUGCAACUUCCGGCUGCCACGUACGAUCCUUCAAAGUAUCCCAACCCGGCUCUCCAGUGGCACUACAGGAUUUUACAAGCUCUUGCAUUGGAGGAGGAAGUUCCGGAGCAGCCAGUUGACCUGACUGUUCCCAAGUACCGUGCCAUUCACAAGCGGUGCGGUGGGUACAUAGAGGAGUGGGCCCAGGAAGCCGACGACGCAUUAGGCAAGGUGCAAGAGCAAAAGGCGAUCAAGCGAGACUUGGAUAACGAUGAUGAGGAUGAUGACGAUGAACCUCGGCCAGCGAAGAAAGCGAGAGCGCCGGCAGCCAAGCCGAGCUCGAAGGCAGCUGCAGGUGGUGUGAGCGACGCUGAGCUGUCCAAGAGAAGCGCUGCGGACACCUUGAAAAAACUGACGGUUGCCGAGCUCAAGGCCAUCAUGGGCGAGCGUGGCAUCGACACCAAGGGCCUGAAGAAGGACCUCGUCGACCGGCUCGAUGAGUGGAUUGAAGAAAACGUAUGA